Messenger RNA from Eubalaena glacialis (North Atlantic right whale), 1660 nucleotides. RefSeq names its product chromosome 3 C1orf127 homolog (gene CIROZ). Gene Ontology annotation, biological process: heart development. NCBI's taxonomy places the organism in Eukaryota, Metazoa, Chordata, Mammalia, Artiodactyla, Balaenidae. The record is from RefSeq and is a predicted model, not a curated record.
UGUGGCUAAUUCCUGCAUCACAGUCCUGAUGGUAAUUUCAUUUUUCAAGCCUGAUACUUCGCCUUCUGCACGCAGAAGGAAAAAGCAAAUUACAGGUUGGAAACCAGAAUAUUUCAAAGGGGAGGUGAAAAGGUUGGAGCAGAGUGACUGCUACAUAAUGAAGUGUCCAGUGAUCGCGUCCAGGCUGGGCCAAGAGAGUGUCCACUGCCGGCCCACAUUCAUUCAGGUCUCCCUGCCCCUACCCCUGGGAAGCACCAGUGGUCAGACCCCGUGGCUGCUGUCCAUCGGAGAGGAGCCGGUGGCUUCUCUGGGGGACGCCAGCCUGAUGGGAUUAAACAGCACAAUGAUCAGCGUGGACAUCACCGCCACCACCCUCACCAUCCAGAGCCCAAGGCAAGACCCUGUCCAGAGGCAGGAGGUCAGUGUGUCAUCCCAGCCAGAGAUGGAGGUUGUUCACAUCCCAAAGCAGAGACUGGAUCUGGUCAAAAGAGGUUCCUACUUGAGCCUGAGCCUAAAAUUCCGAGUACCCCAGUUCCUUACCUUCACAGUGACCGAAAACAGGGACUUUGCGGUGGUCGGUGUCCUGGCGGCUGGGGUGCUCCAGGUCCAGCAAUGCCAGGAGGCCCAAGGAGCUCUGGGGACGCAGGCUUUCUAUAGGGUGGUCCUGAGCCUGGGAUUUGCCGAGGUGGCCGCCCCCAUCCUCUGGACGGUGGAGAGCUCCUUCCAGGGUGUGGGUGAGAGUCACGGAGCCCCUCCAGGAGGAAUACCAUCUGCUGCCUUUUCCCAGUUCCAAACUGCAGGACCAGCUGCCUUUGGAGGCCUCCGGGAAGGGUUGUCACAGGGGGACGUGGCUGCCUACUAGCCCAUGCAGGGGCCCUGGCAGGCCAGCCAGGAGGUCCAGCCAUUGACAAAGCCCUUGGUGACCAGCCUGGCUGAAGAGGUGCUGUGUUCCCGCGGCUCCCCUGGAGAGCCCCAGGAAACAUCCUCCAGAGCGGAAGCUGGGGGGCCACCCAGGGAGGCCAGAGGGCACCUGGACCUCUCAUUCCCAGAACCAAUUCAGGACCUGGAGGGGACUCACCCUCCUUCUGGGGAUGGAUGCCACAGCACUGCCCCAGUGGUGAACACUUCCAAGGUGUGGUGGCAGCAGCCAGGCCCCAGUGCCCGUCUGAGGGCCUCAGGACCGGAGCGCAAGGAGAGCCUGGCCGAGCCUAGAGACCCUUUCACUGCUGGCCAGGGUACCCCCCGGCAGGAGCCAGCAGAGCCCACAUUGGCAACCAGCCCUGAAAGGCACAGGCCUUCUGAGCUUCAGAACAUCAUAGAGGGGCUUCUGAGAGACCCCCUUGCUGGGGUGAGUCCUGGGAGCACCCCAGGGGAUGCCAAGUGUGAAACAGCAUGCUCAGCCCACCUCCUGCCACUCCUGCUGUUCGCAGGUCUGGCCUCUGGGGGUGGGGCUGCCGGAGACAUCAGGCCAAGCCAGUGGGGGGGACAAGAUGGGGUGACGUGGACUGAUGCUCAUUCCCAUGGAGCUGGCUACAGCCCAGCCCCACCUGGCACCACAGCUGAAGACGGGCUGACCCUGGACCAGGCCAGCUCCUUUGCUCAGCCGCCGGGUCCUGAGCGGGGCUGCAGUGUGGAGAGCAGGCAGCAGGGGGCAGCAUAA